Phycodurus eques (leafy seadragon) is the source of this 3934-nucleotide messenger RNA. RefSeq names its product tubulin beta chain. The record is from RefSeq and is a predicted model, not a curated record. Gene Ontology annotation, biological process: mitotic cell cycle; microtubule cytoskeleton organization. Gene Ontology annotation, molecular function: GTPase activity; structural constituent of cytoskeleton; GTP binding. Gene Ontology annotation, cellular component: cytoplasm; microtubule. The coding region runs from base 327 to 1544 and encodes 405 amino acids. Lineage: Eukaryota; Metazoa; Chordata; Actinopteri; Syngnathiformes; Syngnathidae. The transcript is spliced from 4 exons.
AGAAAGAGGGAGAACGAGAUAAUAAGCGACACAUACAGUAGGAUAUGUCAGUCAAGUGUUCUUGCCUAAUAGAGUUGGCUUAAUCUUUUAUGUACAGCACACAACCCAUAGUGUAAAUUAGGAGCUUAUCAAAAAUUACAAACAUAUGUUUAGAGAUGUAAACAAAUUUCUGGGAAGUGAUCAGCGAGGAACACGGGAUCAACAAGACGGGCAUCUAUGAGGGCGACAGCAGAGUCCAAUUGGACAGAGUCAAUGUCUACUUCAAUGAAGCACACGGUGGUAAAUAUGUGCCUCGGUCACUGCUGGUUGACCUGGAACCUGGAACCAUGGACAGCAUCAGAGGCAGUCUCAUCGGUGCUCUUUUUAGGCCGGACAACUUUAUUCAUGGCAACUCAGGUGCUGGCAAUAACUGGGCGAAGGGCCACUACACAGAGGGGGCGGAGCUGAUAGAACAGGUGAUGGACCGGGUGAGGAACGAGAGUGAGAGCUGUGACUGCCUGCAGGGCUUCCAGCUGGUUCACUCCCUGGGCGGGGGCACAGGCUCCGGGAUGGGAACCCUCAUGAUCAACAAGAUCCGAGAGGAGUACCCUGACCGCAUCAUGACCAGCUUCAGCGUCAUGCCCUCGCCGAAGGUCUCCGACACAGUGGUGGAGCCCUACAAUGCCACCCUGUCGGUGCACCAACUCCUGGAAAGCACGGACGAGACCUUCUGCAUUGACAAUGAGGCGCUGUAUGACAUCUGCUUCCGCACGCUCAAACUCACCACGCCCACAUACGGGGACCUCAACCACUUGGUAUCCAUGACCAUGAGCGGGGUCACCACCUCCCUGAGAUUCCCGGGGCAGCUGAACGCCGACCUGAGGAAGCUGGCGGUCAACAUGGUGCCUUUCCCCCGCCUCCACUUCUUCAUCCCAGGUUUCGCCCCGCUGACGGCGCGCGGUAGUCAGCAGUACCGUGCCCUUACCGUACCCGAGCUCACCCAGCAGAUGUUCGACGCCCGUAACAUGAUGACAGCCUGCGACCCCAGACGGGGCCGCUACCUCACCGUCGCCGGCGUCUUCCGCGGCAGGAUGUCCACAAAGCAGGUUGAUGAACAAAUGCUGGCCGUCCAGCAGAAGAACAGCAACCACUUUGUGGAUUGGAUCCCGCACAAUGUCAAGGUUGCCGUGUGUGACGUCCCACCUCGAGGCCUCAAAAUGGCCUCCACAUUCAUCGGCAACAACACAGCCAUUCAGGAGAUAUUCCGCCGAGUGGGCGAUCAGUUUGCGCUGAUGUUCAGGCGCAAGGCCUUUCUCCACUGGUACACGGGUGAGGGCAUGGACGAGAUGGAGUUCACAGAGGCCGAGGGCAACCUCAAUGACUUAGUGUCCGAGUACCAGCAGUACCAAGACGCCACCGCCGACACGGAGUCCGAACUGGAGGACGAAGACGAGCAGGAGUCGCCCGUGAUGUUUACAGCCACAAGUGUCCAGCCUCGAAUGGAAGCUACGAUGGAAACAGUGACAGAAAUGAGUAGAGAACCUGUGGAUGAGGAUAGACCUUGAAAUGUCUGGCAUAUUUGCCUCACAGUUCUGAGGACCCGGGUUCAAAUCCGGCCUCGCCUGCGUGGAGUUUGAAUGUUUUCCCAGUGCCUGCGUGGGUUUUCUCCGGGUGCUCCAGUUUCCUCCCACAUCCCCAAAACAUGCAAUGGUAGGUUAGUUGAAAACUCUAAAUUGUCCAUAGGUGUGAAUGUGAGUGCAAAUGGUUCUUUGUUUAUGUGUGAUUGGCUGGUGACCAGACCAGGGCGUACCCCGCCUCUCGCCCGAAGAUACCUGGGAUAGGCUCCAGCACGCCCGGGACCCUAGUGAGGAUAAGCGGUAUAGAAAAUGGAUGGCUCGAUGGCCUUUGACCCUUCAGAAUAGUAGAGACUACAGGUUGCUGGAGGGAUAUUGACUUUGCAUAUAGGUGUCACUGUCUCUGUAUUCAUUAAGUAAUCUGUAUUUCAUUUUAUUUGAGAUUAGUUUGUUGCAAGUUUUUCCAGUGGCUUUACGCACAUGUAUCAUUGAAAUAUGAAAACAAGUUGUCAAGUUACAAGAAAAAGUUGCAAUGUUACAAAAAUUAAGACGCAAUUUUAUGAGGAGAAAAGUUGUAUUGCUAUGAGAAUAAAGUAAAGAUGUUAUCAGAUAAUAAUUAAUUCAGUCUAAUGAAGUCAAAAUGUUACUUGAUAAAAGUGUGAAUAUUACAAGAAUAAAGUUAUGAAAAUAAAGUAAUACAGUUCGAGAAUAAAGUAAUUAAGUUAUGAGAAUAAAGUCAGAUGGUUUCGAGAAUGAAGUUGUACUGUUACGAGAAGAACGUUGUGGAGUUGGAAGACUCAAGUCGCAAAGUUACGAGAAUAAAGUCGCGGGUUACAGGAAAAAAGUUGUAAUGCCACAUGAAAGAGUCGUAAUGUUCAAAGAAUGAAGUCAUGAAGUUGCGAGACUAAAGUUGCAAAGUUAGGAAAAUAAAGUCGUAGGGUUACGUGAAACAUUUUGCAAUGUUACAAAAACAGUCGUCAAGUUGCGAGAAUAAAAUCAUAAUGUCAAAAUACCCAAAUGUAAUAUGCAAGAGUCUCAAUACAUUCAUCAGGUGAUAUAAAAUUAUGAAAUACUGUUCUUCCGAUUGCCGCUCAAAGUCAGCAAUAGUCGUGAGACAAAAUCCGACUUUAUUCCUGUAAUAUUACGGCUUUCUCGGAAUACUAUUCAACAGUAACUUCAUGAGCCACAACAGUCCUCAUCUUGGCGCAUUCGUUUAUUCUCACACUAUUACAAUUUUUGUUAUAAAAUGUCAACUUUACUCUCAUAAAGUUACAACUUCAUGUAUCAUUCUCUCUUCUUUCUUUCACAACUUUGCCAUAAUGUUUCAACUUUAUCUUGCAGCGUUAUUCUUCGUUUUGUCUCUUUUCAGCGUGGCCCUAAUACGCCUUUGUGUAACUCUACUACUUAAAACAUAUUUUAACAGGGCUCUAAAUGAGUGAUGGACCGUACUGACGCUGAUAAAGUGUGCUUGGCUGUCACACUGUUUCCUCCCACUGUGAGUGGCCUGGGACUUUGAGAUUACACGUUUUACUGCCUUGAGCAUCUGCGCCAUGUGAUAAGCGCAGACAAAAAGUCAUCUAGACUUAUGUACUCUGUUGUAGUUUUAUAACCAAUUACGAAUGAUAAUUAUUUUUCACCAAAAAUACAGCAUUAAUAAGUUCAGCUCAGUUCAGAAAAUAAGGUUUGGAAUGAAGAACACUCAGAAAGAUAAGGAAUUCUAUUUUUCCACUAAGGACAAAGAAGGGCACAAAGUCCUCUAACAAGGGCAAUGACCCACUCUCUGGUCAUCUAUGUUUCUAAAUUUUACAUACCCGGCCGGUGCAACAGUCAUGGUAAAUUCCUCAUUAUUGUGUUAAUAUAGAAUAGACAAAUAAAGUCAUAAUGUAACAGGAAUAAAGUCGCAAGGUACUUGAAAAAAGUCACAAUGUUUCGAGAAUAGAAUCGCAUGUUUGCUUACGCUCAUAAUUACAAAACAAAAUACGAAUAAAGUCACAACUUCCAAAAAAAGCAUAAUGUUCCGAGAAUAGUCAUAGAGUUCUGAAAAAGAAAUCGCAAGGUUGCGGGAAUAAAUGUCAGAAUAUAAUUAGAAACAAGUCAUAAUGCUAGCAAAAUUAAGCUGUAAAGAGAAAUAUUUUGUAAUGUUCCAUGAAUAGUCGUUAUGUUGCACACAUAAAGUUGCAAUGUUAUGAAAGGAAAGCAUCGCUUUGAGAAUAAAUUUGCAAAGUUGGGAGAAAAUUUGCAAUGUUGCGAGAACAAAGUUGUACUGUUUUGUGAAAAAAGUUGUAAUGUUCUGAGAAUAAAUUGUAACUUUACCAGAAUAAAGUCGAACAUUCAAAAAAGUAAUCCUGUUGUUUAAAUGUUUUUUUGGUGAAUUAAAGUUG